Neofelis nebulosa (Clouded leopard) is the source of this 3919-nucleotide messenger RNA. RefSeq names its product activin A receptor type 2A (gene ACVR2A). Gene Ontology annotation, cellular component: activin receptor complex; plasma membrane. The transcript has 13 exons. The record is from RefSeq and is a predicted model, not a curated record. Gene Ontology annotation, biological process: cellular response to growth factor stimulus; protein phosphorylation; activin receptor signaling pathway. Lineage: Eukaryota; Metazoa; Chordata; Mammalia; Carnivora; Felidae. Gene Ontology annotation, molecular function: ATP binding; activin receptor activity; activin binding. The coding region runs from base 185 to 1750 and encodes 521 amino acids.
UCCGGACGUCGGACCCAGCUCGGUUCCCGGACUGUCCGGGCGGCAGCGGACGCCGCCGCCUCCUCGUCGCCUCAGCCUGGCGUUUUGUUCCGAGAGACCCAAGAGGAGGUUUGUCUCCGAGGAAGACCCAGGGAACUGGAUAUCUAGCGAGAACUUCCUACGGAUUCCUCGGAGCCUCGGGAAAAUGGGAGCUGCUGCAAAGUUGGCGUUUGCCGUCUUUCUUAUCUCUUGUUCUUCAGGUGCUAUACUUGGUAGAUCAGAAACUCAGGAGUGUAUUUUCUAUAACGCUAAUUGGGAAAGAGAUAGAACCAAUCGAACUGGUGUUGAACCCUGUUAUGGUGACAAAGAUAAAAGGCGACAUUGUUUUGCUACCUGGAAGAAUAUUUCUGGUUCCAUUGAAAUAGUGAAGCAAGGUUGUUGGCUGGAUGAUAUCAACUGUUAUGACAGGACUGAUUGUAUAGAAAAAAAGGACAGCCCUGAAGUAUAUUUUUGUUGCUGUGAGGGCAAUAUGUGUAACGAAAGGUUUUCUUACUUUCCAGAGAUGGAAGUUACACAGCCUACUUCGAACCCAGUUACACCUAAGCCACCCUAUUACAACAUACUGCUCUAUUCCUUGGUGCCACUUAUGUUAAUUGCGGGGAUUGUUAUUUGUGCGUUUUGGGUGUACAGGCAUCAUAAGAUGGCCUACCCUCCUGUACUUGUUCCAACUCAACACGCCUUUCAUAUAAUGAUAGAGGACCCAGGACCACCCCCACCUUCUCCAUUACUAGGUUUGAAGCCACUACAGUUAUUAGAAGUGAAAGCAAGGGGAAGAUUUGGUUGUGUUUGGAAAGCCCAGUUGCUCAAUGAAUAUGUAGCUGUGAAAAUAUUUCCAAUACAGGACAAACAGUCAUGGCAAAAUGAAUAUGAAGUUUAUAGUUUACCUGGAAUGAAACAUGAGAACAUAUUACAGUUCAUUGGUGCAGAAAAACGAGGCACCAGUGUUGAUGUGGACCUUUGGCUAAUCACAGCAUUUCAUGAAAAGGGUUCACUGUCAGACUUUCUAAAGGCUAAUGUGGUCUCUUGGAACGAAUUGUGUCAUAUUGCAGAAACCAUGGCAAGAGGACUGGCAUACUUACAUGAGGAUAUACCUGGCCUAAAAGAUGGCCACAAACCUGCCAUAUCUCACAGGGACAUCAAAAGUAAAAAUGUGCUGUUGAAAAACAACCUGACAGCUUGCAUUGCAGACUUUGGGUUGGCGUUAAAAUUUGAGGCUGGCAAGUCUGCUGGUGAUACCCAUGGACAGGUUGGUACCCGGAGGUAUAUGGCUCCAGAGGUAUUAGAGGGUGCUAUAAACUUCCAAAGGGAUGCAUUUUUGAGGAUAGAUAUGUACGCCAUGGGAUUAGUCCUGUGGGAACUGGCUUCUCGCUGUACUGCUGCAGAUGGACCUGUAGAUGAAUACAUGUUGCCAUUUGAGGAGGAAAUUGGCCAGCAUCCAUCUCUUGAAGAUAUGCAGGAAGUUGUUGUGCAUAAAAAAAAGAGGCCUGUUUUAAGAGAUUAUUGGCAGAAACAUGCUGGAAUGGCAAUGCUCUGUGAAACGAUAGAAGAAUGUUGGGAUCAUGAUGCAGAAGCCAGGUUAUCAGCUGGAUGUGUAGGUGAAAGAAUUACUCAGAUGCAAAGACUUACAAAUAUCAUUACUACAGAGGACAUUGUAACAGUGGUCACGAUGGUGACAAAUGUUGACUUUCCUCCCAAAGAAUCUAGUCUAUGAUGGUUGCACCAUGUGUACACACUGAGAAACAGGACUCUGAACUGGAGCUGCUAAGCUAACGAAACUGCUUACAGUUUAUUUUCUGUGAGAAAUGCGUAGGAUGUCUCCCGGACACGUCAAGAUGACCCUCAUUUGAAAAUGUGGCUCUGGGAGACGUACAGCAUUGCCUGCAGCAGAGACGUGAAGGACGUGAGACUAAGAAAAGUUGCAGACUCUAAAGAAACUUUUGAAAAAGUGUACAUGAAGAACAUGGCCCUCUCCAAAUCAAGGAUCUUUUGGACCUGGCUAAUCAAGUGUUUGAAAACUGACAUUGGAUUUCUUAAUGUCUGUCAGAAGACACUAAUUCCUUAAAUGAACUACUGCUUUUUUUUUUUUUUUUAAAUCAAAAACUUUUCAUUUCAGAUUUUAAAAAGGGUAACUUGUUUUUAUUGCAUUUGCUGUUGUGUUUCUAUAAAUGACUAUUGUAAUGCCAAUAUGACACAGCUUGUGAAUGUUUAGUGUGCUGCUGUUCUGUGUACAUAAACAAAGUCAUCAAAGUGGGGUACAGUAAAGAGGCUUCCAAGCAUUACUUUAACCUCCCUCAACAAGGUAUACCUCAGUUCCACGGUUGCUAAAUUAUAAAAAUUGAAAACACUAACAAAAUUUGAAUAAUAAAUUGAUCCAUGUUUUCUAACAAGGUAUUACAAAUUCACUGUGUUAUUUAAGAAAAAAAGGUAAGCUAUGCUUAGUGCCAACACUAAGUGGCCAUUUGUAAAGCAGUGUUUUAGCUUUUCUUGUGCUAGCUUGUAAUUUAAGGAAAAAAAAGUGCUGUUUUUUGAAAUGAAAAAAUGUCAUUUCCCCCUUCUUCCCAUGUUUUAAAGCUUCAUCUUCUAUCCAGUUCCCAAAUUAUUGCAUACUUACCUAAGUAUUUUUUUUUUUUUUUUAAGGUGUGCUGUGUUUGGGGAAUAUUUGAAAAUUUAAAGCAUGAUUUAAAUUUUUUAAAGUGAGCUGUGACACUGGAAAGCUCUUCAUUUUUAUUCUUUUAAAAUAGAUUUUUUUCCUAUUUAUAUAUGUAAAAUUGUAGUGUAUUUCUUUUCACCAAACAGUGUGUGGGACAUUCUUUAUCACUGUUUAAGGAUCACCUCAGGAAGUGUCAUUACCCAGAAUUCCUCACUCUCUGCUUUGAGACUUGUAACUUUAUCACUAUAUUUCUGCUUGGUGCCAUCUUGUCAGAGUAAUAUUUGAUGUCUGUGAUACAUGAAGAAUUAUCCUAGGAUAGAGGUAUUAAAUUUUAAGCACAGAUUUCAGAUGUUACUGCUUUAAAAAAAAAAAAAAUCAGGGAUAACAAGUUAAACUUACAAACUUAAAAUAUGCAAUGACAUUUAGAGGUAACCGAUGUUGAUAUAGGUAAUAUAACCUAGCCUCUUCCCAUAAAUUGCUUUCACAACUAUGAUAUUUAGAAUAGUUUCCUUGAUAAGAAAAUGGAACUGAUGGUAGGUAGGUGCCAAAGUGCUUUUCAAAACACUAUUACAUUAGAAUAUAAUUGGAUUCUUCCUCAAAUUUAUACAGGCCAAAGUAAAACAUUAAUUUCCUGAAUUUCUAGAUUACUGACCAACAAAUAGCCAGUAUUAUGCUAUGUACUUUUGUCAGGUCAUUUAAAAAUCCAUACAUUAAUUUUAUACAAGAAUUUUUUACAUGUCACUAUCAGGAGCUCACUGUGAAUGUAUUAUCUUCAAAUGGCUAUUUAACCACACAGUACACUACGUUUUACAUAUAAUGUGCACUUAAUCUCUGGGAAUAAUAAAUUAUAUUAUUUAUAGAUAAUGCAUAGGUCAACAGACUCUAAGCAGGGAGGGAAAGAAGAGUAAUAGCAUUGUUGUCUGUGUGCCACACACCAUACAGAAUUUUGUGCUCUUGGGUCACAUAUAUACCCAAGUUUUCAUUGUAUUCCUAAGAAUUCCCAUUUCAAUGUUGAGUUUCACCUCUUUAUUUCAAAAAGUACUUGACAUCUCAAUUUCUUGAUUUCGUUUUACUUCCACUUUGAAACUUACCAAGAUGGGAAAAUGACAAUGUUCAUAACAUGGAAACUGUCAAUCUCCUGAAGACCAAUUUCUACCUGUUCUAAACAUUUAAUUCUAUUUUUAAGAGUAAAAAAAAAAAAAAAAAUCAAAUCAAAACAAAAACAAGGAA